This is a messenger RNA of Myotis lucifugus (little brown bat), 1455 nucleotides long. Its product is annotated as neuferricin. Gene Ontology annotation, cellular component: membrane; endomembrane system. Lineage: Eukaryota; Metazoa; Chordata; Mammalia; Chiroptera; Vespertilionidae. The record is from RefSeq and is a predicted model, not a curated record.
CUGAACUUUCUCCCAUUCAGUCCUCCGCGUCCCCUCCGUGCCGGGCGACAGGAGAGAGUGUGACGCCGGUGACGUCACGACCAGCGUCUCCGCCAUCUUCGUGUGGGCGGAGAGGCGGCCACCUUGGCCGAGCGGAGGGCGGGCGGCCGUCGAUGCUGCGGCCCGGCGGGCGCGGGCUCCUCAAGGGCCUGGCCGUGGCGGCGGCCGCGGCGGUGGCAGCGCGGCUGGCGGGCUGGUGGGGCCCCCUCGCUGGCUGUCGCCUCUUCACACCCGGGGAGCUGGCCCGCCACCGCGGCGGCCCCGGGGAGCCAGGCCUCUACCUGGCGCUGCUCGGCCGCGUCUACGACGUGUCCUCCGGCCGCAGGCAUUACGAGCCUGGGGCUCCCUAUAGCGGCUUCGCAGGCCGAGACGCAUCCAGAGCGUUUGUGACCGGGGACUACUCUGAAGCAGGCCUUGUGGAUGAUGUGUCUGACUUGUCACUUUCUGAGAUGCUGACACUUCAAAAUUGGCUGUCGUUCUAUGAGAAGAACUACGAAUGUGUGGGAAAGGUGAUUGGAAGGUUCUACGGAAAGGAUGGGCUCCCCACCUCGGCACUAACCCAAGUAGAAGCCAUGAUCACCAAAGGCUUGGAGGCAGACAAAGAGCAACUGAAAGAGAAGAAGAAGUUCCCACCAUGCAACACGGAGUGGAGCUCCGCCAGGGGCAGCAGGUUCUGGUGUUCCCAAACAAGUGGAGGCGUGAGCAGAGACUGGACUGGUGUCCCCAGGAAGCUGUACAAGCCAGGUGCCAAGGAGCCCCACUGUGUGUGUGUGAGAACAACCGGUCCCCCUAGUGACCCAGCACCGGACAACCCUACACACAGAGAUCGUGGGGACUUGGACCACCCCAACUUGGAGGAAUAUACAGGCUGCCCACCCCUGGCCAUUACAUGCUCUUUCCCACUCUAAGCUGGUGCCCUACCUGUUGAUAACCCACAGAGAAGCCUAAUGAGCCCUGACUCACAUGCACUAGGAUGGCUCCUGACAUCGAACAAGGGGGCCUGGAAGGACUCUGCAAUGUAGCCCAUGACCCUCACCAGUGGCUCACCAUUCUGGUGACCGAGGCCAGAGCUCGGCAACUCGCCUAGUACUGGUCAGCCCGUUUUUGCCACUGUUCUAGAUCUACUUGCCAUCCUCCUUCAGAGCCCUCAAAUGUUAAUGAACACAAAUAUGACCAACUCAAAACUAACUGGACAGACAAGCAAAGGGCUGUAAGCUCCAAUCCUUCCCAUGGACUCCCAGGCUGCCAGAUCAGCUGCUGGCCUCGUCAGGGGCACUGGCAAAAAGGGACGACAUCACUCUCUUACAACUCAGAAACAAGAGGAUACAUCCAGAAAAGACCAAAAAGGAAUGAAUGAAUGAAUGAAUGAAUGAAUGAAUAAAUAAAUAAAUAAAUAAAUAAAUACAUUUAAAAAAA